Molecule: messenger RNA, 4024 nt
Organism: Aegilops tauschii subsp. strangulata
Lineage: Eukaryota; Viridiplantae; Streptophyta; Magnoliopsida; Poales; Poaceae
Biological process (GO): protein phosphorylation
Molecular function (GO): ATP binding; protein binding; protein kinase activity
Source: RefSeq, a predicted model, not a curated record
AAUCCCUCUCUUUCCCUCCCUCCAAUGCACACCCACACUCACUGUUUCUCUCUCUACACUUUCAAACCAGAGAGAGAGAGAGAGCACCAAACAAACAAAGCUUGGAUGUUGAGAAGCCCAAUGCAUCGGAGCAACAACCCUACCCUAUUCAUUCAUGGAGGACACAAGCAAACACCUUUGAGAGUUUUGAGGAAGAGAUAGAGAGAGAGAAUCCUAGAGAGAGAGAGAGAGAGAGAGCAGCCUCACUUCCAUUGUCAUCUCCAUAGAGAUCGUCGCGGUCCUCCAUAGUGUAUCGUGCACGCAGUCGCACUGCCCCAAGCAAGGCCGAGCCCAGUUUUUGAUGCCAGUGUUGCCGCUGCUGCCGGCGACGACGGCAGCCCCGAUGCGUCACCUCCACCUCAUCCUCUUCCUCCCACUCUUACUCAACCUCCUCCUCUUCACCUCCACCUCCACCACCACCACCGCCGCCGCCUCCACUACCUCCUCGCCCAACCCCGAGGUCGCCUUCCUCUCCUCAUGGCUGGCCGCGUCGCCCUCGCGCCCGCCGGACUGGGCCCCGGCCGCCGCGUCCCCGUGCAAGUGGUCGCACGUCGCCUGCGACGCCGCCGGCAGGGCGGUCGUGUCCGUCACCUUCCAGUCCGUCCACCUCGCCGUGCCGGCCCCGUCCGGCCUCUGCGCCGCGCUGCCGGGGCUCGUUAGCUUUGUUGUGUCGGAUGCCAACCUGACGGGUGGCGUGCCGGAGGACCUCGCGCUGUGCCGCCGCCUCGCCACGCUUGACCUCAGCGGCAACUCCCUCACGGGCCCCGUCCCGGCGUCGCUCGGCAACUUGACGGCGCUGGAGUCGCUGGUGGUCAACACCAACCUGCUCUCCGGCCCCAUCCCGGCGGAGCUUGGCGGGCUCGCGGGGUCGCUGAAGAACCUGCUGCUGUUCGACAACCGCCUCUCCGGCGAGCUUCCCGCGGAGCUCGGCGGGCUGCGGCGGCUCGAGUCCCUCCGCGCCGGUGGCAACCACGACCUCUCCGGCCCGAUCCCCGACUCGUUCUCCAAGCUGUCCAGCCUUGAGGUGCUCGGCCUCGCGGAUACAAAGAUCUCCGGCCAGAUCCCGCCGUCGAUCGGCAACCUCAAGAGCCUCCAGACGCUGUCGAUAUACACCACCAUGCUCUCCGGCUCCAUCCCGCCGGAGCUCGCGCUGUGCGCCAACCUCACCGACGUGUACCUCUACGAGAACGCGCUCUCCGGCGCGCUUCCCCCGGAGCUCGGCGCGCUCCAGAGCCUCCAGAAGCUGCUGCUGUGGCAGAACGCGCUCACCGGCCCCAUCCCGGAGAGCUUCGGCAACCUCACGUCGCUCGUCUCGCUUGACCUCUCCAUCAACUCCAUCUCCGGCGUCAUCCCGGCGUCGCUUGGCCGGCUACCAGCGCUGCAGGACCUCAUGCUCAGCGACAACAACCUCACCGGCACCAUCCCCGUGCAGCUCGCCAACGCGACGGCGCUCGUGCAGCUUCAGCUCGACACCAACGAGAUCUCCGGCCUCAUCCCGACGGAGCUCGGCCGGAGCCUGACCAACCUGCAGGUGCUGUUCGCGUGGCAGAACCGCCUCGAGGGCGCCAUCCCGGCCACCCUUGCGUCGAUGGCGAGCCUCCAGGCGCUCGACCUCUCGCACAACCGAUUCACCGGCGCCGUGCCGCCGGGGCUCUUCUUGCUGCGCAACCUCACCAAGCUGCUAAUCUUGUCCAACGAUAUCUCCGGCGUGAUACCGCCGGAGAUCGGGAAGGCAGCGAGCCUCGUGCGGCUCAGGCUCGGUGGCAACCGCAUCACCGGGGAGAUUCCCGCGGCCGUGGGAGGGAUGAAGAGCAUCGUCUUCCUCGACCUUGGCAGCAACCGCCUCACCGGCACCGUUCCCGCCCAGCUCGGCGACUGCUCGCAGCUCCAGAUGCUCGACCUCAGCAACAACACGCUCACUGGAGCCUUGCCGGAUUCGCUCGCCGGCGUGCGCGGCCUGCAGGAGCUCGACGUCUCACACAACCAGCUCACCGGCCCCGUGCCAGAAUCCUUGGGAAGGCUGGCGGUGCUGAGCCGUCUCGUCCUCGCCGGCAACGCGCUGUCCGGGACGAUACCGGCGGCGCUCGGGCGGUGCCGCGCGCUCGAGCUGCUCGACCUCAGCGACAACCGCCUCUCCGGCGGCAUCCCCGACGAGCUCUGCAGCCUCGCCGGCCUCGACAUCGCCCUUAACCUCAGCCGCAAUGGUCUCACCGGCGCGAUCCCGGCGAGGAUAUCACAACUGAGCAAGCUGUCUGUGCUCGACCUGUCAUACAACGCGUUCGCCGGCAGCCUCACGCCGCUCGCCGGGCUCGACAACCUCGUCACCCUCAAUGUGUCGCAGAACAACUUCUCCGGGUACCUCCCGGACACGAAGCUCUUCCGGCAGCUCUCGGCGUCCAGCCUCGCCGGGAACUCGGGGCUGUGCACCAAAGGCGGCGACGUGUGUUUCGUUGGCGUGGACGCCGACGGCCGGCCGAUGUCGGUGACCGCUAGCGACGAUGCGCAGCGCGCGCACCGGCUCAAGCUCGCCAUCGCGCUGCUGGUGACCGCGACGGUGGCCAUGGUGCUGGGGAUGAUCGGCAUACUCAGAGCGCGCGGGGUGGGCGUGAAGGGCGGAGGUGGGGGCGGGAGCAGCGACUCGGAGGCCGGUGGCGGGGAGCUGGGGUGGCCGUGGCAGUUCACGCCGUUCCAGAAGGUGAGCUUCUCGGUGGACCAGGUGGUGCGGAGCCUGGUCGACGCCAACAUCAUCGGCAAGGGCGUCUCCGGCGUGGUGUACCGCGUGAGCCUGGACUCCGGCGAGACCAUCGCCGUGAAGAAGCUGUGGCCGGCCACGACGGCCGCGGCCGCCGCGUUCAAGGACGCCGGCCGGGACUCGUUCUCGGCGGAGGUGCGCACGCUGGGCUCCAUCCGGCACAAGAACAUCGUGAGGUUCCUCGGCUGCUGCUGGAACAAGAGCACGCGGUUGCUCAUGUACGACUACAUGGCCAACGGCAGCCUCGGCGCCGUGCUCCACGAGCGCGGCGGCGGCGCGCAGCUCGAGUGGGACGUCCGGUACCGGAUCGUGCUCGGGUCGGCACAGGGUCUUGCGUACCUUCACCAUGGCUGCUCGCCGCCGAUCGUCCACCGUGACAUCAAGGCCAACAACAUCCUCAUCGGGCUCGAUUUCGAGGCCUACAUCGCCGACUUCGGCCUCGCCAAGCUCGUCGAUGAGGGCGCCGACUUCGGCCGCUCCUCCAACACCGUCGCCGGCUCCUACGGCUACAUCGCCCCUGAGUACGGGUACAUGCUCAAGAUCACCGAGAAGAGCGACGUGUACAGCUAUGGGGUGGUGGUGCUGGAGGUGCUGACGGGGAAGCAGCCCAUCGACCCGACAAUUCCGGACGGGCAACACGUGGUGGACUGGGUGCGGCGACACAAGGGUGGCGCCGGCGUGCUGGACCCGGCGCUGCAGGGGCGGUCUGACACGGAGGUGGAGGAGAUGCUGCAGGUCAUGGGCGUCGCCUUGCUCUGCGUCAGCCCCGUCCCCGACGAGCGGCCGACCAUGAAGGACGUCGCGGCCAUGCUCAAGGAGAUCCGGCUCGAGCGCGAGGAGUACGCCAAGGUCGACGUCCUGCUCAAGGGCGGUGGCGGCGGCUGCGGGUCGCCGGCCAAGGAUGCCACCUCGACAACAAUGCCAUUGGCGACGACAAAGGCCACCACAUCGACGUCGAGCACGCCGCCGUGCCGGCAGGGCCCCGGGAGCAGCGCCUGCAAUAGCAACAGUAGCAGCUUCUCUGCCGUCUACUCUUCAUCGAAGGCCAAAUCGCCAUUCGAUUGACUGAUCGUAGGCGCCAAAUUUCAUUUUCGUUGUGGUGGUUUACUUGGCCGUGUAAAUGGUUUUGGUUUGAAUGGUGAGAGCACUUAAUUAGUGUAAGUUGAGGACUUAGGAAAUACUUUGAGGACGAAGAAGAGGAAAUUAGAAUGAAAACUAAGGCUUUUGAUUUCA